Messenger RNA from Carlito syrichta (Philippine tarsier), 1677 nucleotides. It is a transcript of the gene SYS1, whose product is annotated as SYS1, golgi trafficking protein. Gene Ontology annotation, cellular component: trans-Golgi network; Golgi membrane. The record is from RefSeq and is a predicted model, not a curated record. The coding region runs from base 286 to 756 and encodes 156 amino acids. The transcript has 4 exons. Gene Ontology annotation, biological process: Golgi to endosome transport; protein localization to Golgi apparatus; Golgi to plasma membrane protein transport. Lineage: Eukaryota; Metazoa; Chordata; Mammalia; Primates; Tarsiidae.
GCAUGUGCAGAGUUGGUUUCCCGGCUGCUCGUACCUCAUUUAGGUGGUUUAGUCCAAGGUUGCAACCACUACGCCUGCGCAGCCUCAGUCCCGCCCCUCCGCCGUCGUUCCCGGAAACGCUUUCUUCCUACGCAGCCGCUCCAGCCGCUGCGGUGGCCGGAGCUUUGCCUCUCUAGGCUGGCAGGGCCUCUCCUCCAUGGUCCUGUCUGUCUGCACUGUUUCGGGAGCCAGCCGGUGAGGCCUGGCCACGCUCGGACGCUUAGAUCCUCGAGUCUGUUCCUGGGCAUGGCGGGCCAGUUCCGCAGCUACGUGUGGGACCCGUUGCUGAUCCUGUCGCAGAUCGUCCUCAUGCAGACCGUCUAUUACGGCUCGCUGGGCCUGUGGCUGGCGCUGGUGGACGGGCUAGUUCGAAGCAGCCCCUCGCUGGACCAGAUGUUCGACGCCGAGAUCCUGGGCUUUUCCACCCCUCCAGGCCGGCUCUCCAUGAUGUCCUUCAUCCUCAACGCCCUCACCUGUGCUCUGGGCUUGCUGUACUUCAUCCGGCGAGGGAAGCAGUGUCUGGAUUUCACUGUCACUGUCCAUUUCUUUCACCUCCUGGGCUGCUGGUUCUACAGCUCCCGUUUCCCCUCGGCGCUGACCUGGUGGCUGGUCCAAGCCGUGUGCAUUGCACUCAUGGCUGUCAUCGGGGAGUACCUGUGCAUGCGGACGGAGCUCAAGGAGAUCCCUCUCAACUCAGCCCCUAAAUCCAAUGUCUAGAAUUGGGCCCUUUGGACACCCUGCUGGCACUUGGGCCCCGCAAUACUUUGGUCCAGCCCAGGUCUGAGGGGAACCCUGGAAAUGUGAAGUCUCUGAUGGUGUGGGAGAAGUAGGGCGGACCCGUCAAGAAGGCAGGUAGCAGUCAGGAUCACAACUGCAAGAAUGGCCUGUGUUUGCUGCACCUUGGGGUCUGGGAGGUCAGGAAGGGGACCUCCGUUGAGGGUAAUUACAGAAUUGGAACCAUGCUACUCUUGAGCCACCAUACCUGUCACCAGCCUGUUAUUUUAAAAAAGAAAAAAAAAUCAAGGAUAUCUGAUUGGAGCAAACCACUCUUCUGAUCAUCUGUCUUACCUCUCUGGAACAACUGUUACCUUUGCCAUGUUGCUGAACCAUUCUGUUUGGAGAAACUCUUGGUUUCCGAACCCUUAGCCACAGAAAGAUAUAGAUGAAAAAUAUUAGGUUGCUGUCAGGGAGAGGACGGCAGAUGGAGGCAUCAAGCACAAGGAAAAUGCAUAACCUGUGUCCUGUUACACGCUUGUGUGCGUGCACCCAAGAACCCAUGACUUGCUUCCAGUUCCCACUACUGAAUCCCCACCCUGCUGCCAUCUCUCAGCAUAGCAGGCUGUAGGACCCAGAGAAGAAUCUCAGCAUCGCUCAAGGUCUAAUCCUCAUCAUAGAGACACUGCCUGUUCUCUAGGAGUGAUCAGGCACCCCGCCUCCCAAUCCUUCCUUAUUUAGAAUUCUGUGGUGGGAAGGGUAUGACGGGUGCCCAGAGACAAGAAGCCCAACCUUCCAGCCCGGGCUGCACUGAUUGGGCUGAAGGAGUUAGGAAUUUGCUGCUAAGAUUUUUCUUUGGGUUGUAGUUUGCUCUGUGAGGGGUUUGCAACUAUCCUGUACAUAAACACAGUAUUUUCCACAGUU